AUGUCUUCGCGGCCGGAUCUCAGGGUAGACGAUGAAGUCGGCUUCAUCCGCUUCUACCGCUCCAUCUCCUCCAACAACACCAACACCAAUAAUAACAAUGACACCAUCCGCAUCUUCGACCGCGGCGACUGGUACUCGGCCCACGGGACGGAGGCCGAAUUCAUCGCGCGCACGGUCUACAAGACGACCUCGGUGCUCCGCAACCUGGGCCGCAGCGAGACGGGUGGCCUUCCCUCGGUGACGAUGAGCGUGACGGUGUUCCGCAACUUCCUGCGCGAGGCGCUCUUCCGGCUGAACAAGCGGGUGGAGAUCUGGGCGACGGCGGCGACGGGCGGCGGGCGCGGCACGGGCUCGUGGAAGCUCGCCAAGCAGGCCAGCCCCGGCAACCUACAGGACGUGGAGGAGGAGCUGGGCAGCGUCGGGGCGCUGAGCCUGGACGCGGCGGCGCCCAUCAUCCUGGCCGUCAAGAUCUCCGCCAAGGCCGGCGAGGCGCGCCACGUCGGGGUGUGCUUCGCGGACGCGAGCGUGCGCGAGCUCGGCGUGAGCGAGUUUUUAGAUAAUGACGUUUACUCGAACUUCGAGUCCUUGGUCAUCCAGCUGGGCGUCAAGGAGUGUCUGGUGCAGAUGGACGCCGGGCGCAAGGAUGUCGAGCUGGCCAAGAUCCGCGCGAUCGCGGACAGCUGUGGCAUUGCGGUGUCGGAGCGGCCCGCUGGGGAUUUUGGGGUGAAGGAUAUUGAUCAGGAUUUGACGCGGUUGUUGCGGGAUGAGCGGUCCGCGGGGACGCUGCCGCAGACGGAGUUGAAGCUGGCGAUGGGCGCCGCCGCCGCGCUGAUCAAGUACCUCGGGGUCAUGACGGAUGCCUCGAACUUCGGGCAGUAUCAGCUGUAUCAGCAUGAUCUGUCGCAGUUCAUGAAGCUCGACGCGUCGGCCCUGCGCGCGCUGAACCUCAUGCCCGGUCCGCGGGACGGAUCCAAGUCCAUGAGUUUGUUCGGCCUGCUGAAUCACUGCAAGACCCCCGUGGGCAGCCGGCUACUGGCGCAGUGGCUGAAGCAGCCGCUCAUGGAUCGCGCGGAGAUCGAGAAGCGGCAGCAGCUGGUGGAGGCCUUUGUGGUGGAUACGGAGCUCCGCCAGACGAUGCAGGAAGAGCAUCUGCGGUCGAUCCCUGACUUGUAUCGCCUCGCGAAGCGAUUUCAGCGCAAGCAGGCCACCCUGGAGGAUGUGGUCCGUGUGUACCAGGUUGCGAUUCGUCUGCCAGGGAUUGUUGCUUCGCUGGAGAACGUGAUGGAUGAGCAGUACCAGACCCCACUCGAGAAAGAAUAUACCCUCAAGCUGCGCGGUUUCUCGGAUAGUCUGGCCAAGCUGGAGGAGAUGGUCGAGACCACCGUGGACUUGGACGCGCUGGAGAAUCACGAGUUCAUCAUCAAGCCGGAGUUUGAUGAGAGCUUGCGCAUCAUUCGCAAGAAGCUGGAUAAGCUGCGACAUGAUAUGAACGUAGAGCACCGUCGGGUGGGACGGGAUCUGGACCAGGAGGUGGAGAAGAAGCUGUUCAUGGAGAACCACCGUGUGCAUGGAUGGUGCUUCCGUCUCACUCGUAACGAGGCUGGUUGCAUCCGGAACAAGAGAGAGUAUCAGGAGUGCUCGACGCAGAAGAACGGCGUGUACUUCACCACAUCGACAAUGCAGGCGCUGCGCCGCGAGCAUGACCAGCUUUCGUCCAACUACAACCGCACCCAGACUGGUCUGGUCAGUGAGGUGGUCAACGUGGCGGCCUCUUACUGCCCUGUGCUGGAGCAGCUUGCCGGCGUUCUCGCCCACUUGGAUGUUGUGGUGAGCUUUGCCCAUGCCGCUGUUCAUGCCCCAACGCCGUAUGUCCGUCCCAAGAUGCACCCGCGCGGCACGGGAAAUACCAUUCUGAAGGAGGCCCGCCAUCCCUGCAUGGAGAUGCAGGAUGACAUCUCGUUCAUCACCAACGAUGUGUCCCUGAUCCGGGACGAGUCCUCCUUCCUCAUCAUCACCGGUCCCAACAUGGGCGGUAAAUCGACCUAUAUCCGGCAGAUCGGAGUGAUCGCGCUGAUGGCGCAGACGGGAUGCUUUGUGCCGUGCAGCGAGGCCGAGCUGACCAUCUUCGACUGCAUCCUUGCGCGUGUCGGGGCCAGCGACUCGCAACUGAAGGGCGUCUCGACGUUUAUGGCCGAGAUGCUGGAAACCUCCAACAUCCUCAAGUCGGCGACCUCCGAGUCCCUGAUCAUCAUCGACGAACUCGGCCGUGGAACGAGCACCUACGACGGUUUCGGUCUGGCGUGGGCGAUCUCCGAGCACAUCGUCACCGAGAUCCGUUGCUUCGGGCUCUUCGCCACCCACUUCCACGAGCUGACAGCCCUGGCGGACCGGUACCCCAAGUCCGCGAAGAACCUGCACGUCGUUGCCUUCAUCGGCGAUGGGGCCGACGGACAGCAGCCCAAAGACGACGCGCAAGACGCCAAGCGCAACCAGGUCACCCUGCUGUACCGGGUGGAGCCCGGCAUCUGCGACCAGUCCUUCGGGAUCCACGUGGCCGAACUGGUGCGCUUCCCCGAGAAGGUGGUCAACAUGGCGCGGCAGAAGGCGGACGAGCUGGAGGACUUCACCUCUGCUGGAACCCAAGGCGAUGGGUCAGCCCCGUCCUCCAUCGACAAAUAUUCCCAGGAGGAAGUCGAAGAGGGCAGCGCUCUUCUGAAGGAGAUGCUGCUCAAAUGGAAGGCGGCCGUCGAGUCACCCGGGACGAACCUCACCGUGGAGGAGAAGCGUCAGAUCAUGCGCGAUCUGGUGAAGAGCGAUCCCAAGCUGCAAGCGAACAAAGUGUUCCAGAGCAUUAAGGCUCUGAAUGACAACAUGCUCAUGAGCGAUGGGUUGUUACGGGUAUUCUGGCCAUACGAUUUGCCGCGAUCGUCAUCGCCGGGGGUGAUUGUCGGGUGGAGGAAUUCGGAACUGGAUUUGUUUGUCUUGACUGUGUUGGAGGGUGUGGAGCCACGGAAUGUCGACAAUGCUCUUCGCGCAGGCAUCCUCUUUCGCAACAGCCCGCACCCAAUUGUGCGCAUCUUUACAUUGUGUGGACGAUCGGCGAUGCAUGUUCUAGGCUCGACCAACUCCCCAGACCCGCCCAGUGCCUUCAAUCCGUCGCAUCUCUAUGUCACUACGACUCCGGCUUGUAAGGUGCCACGGAUCUGGUGCCCUCCGGAGACGAAUCUCUCGGUGCAGGUCAUCAUGUUUCACCGGCCGCAUCCGACUCGGAUGGAGUACAUGUCGCUGGAUCCGAUCUCGUUGGCGCUGGGAGAUAAGGUGGUCGCGGCCGAUCAACCCGAUGCGGUGUCCAGUAAGAUCGAUACCGAGGAGGAGCACGACAAGGGCAAGGGCGGGAAAUUGGUGGAGAAGCUCAAGCUUCAUACCGUCGUGAAGCAUGUCCCGUCUUUAAAGGAGCAAGCAUUGCCCCUCAUCAUCAACCAGGUCAAUUGCGCCUACGAGAUGGGCAAGCUGAUGGAGAAGAACAGCCAUCUGAUUGGAAUCCGGGUCAAGAGAAGCAUGAGUGUCGGAGAGCGAGUCGUAGAGUCUGCGACAACCCUGUGGGACUUGUUCGUUCUCGGCGUAUCCUACGUCUUCUGGCAGUGGAUCUGGCCGGUUAUCACCCGGAUAUUUGUUGUCGGGCUCGUGUUUCACCGCACCAUCGCAGAAAUUGUCCUGCAGAUCCUGGAGUGGCGCGCUCGCCCCGACGCUGCUGCGCUCAAGGACAUCUCUGCUACCGCUCAGCAGGUUGACAUCCGCCUUCAACAAUUCUGCUACUGGCCCAUUCAAUAUGUGAAGCUGCGACAAAGGAAAGAUAAUUGGGAGAGUGUGACGACUAGUCAUCCGGACUAUAUUCGAUUCUACAACAGCCUGUGGCUUGUGGCUAAUGAUGUGAUCAUUGGGAUCGCGUUGGGGUCAUACAUCAUAGACAACGCCAACUGGGUCGCCUUCCAGAUCAACUCCAUCUUGACGGGCUGGACAGUGGAGGGGCUGCAACGUACCAUAUCCUGGCUGAUGGACUGGCCGGCUGGCCUGAAAUUGAACAAUGAGCUCGCUGCGUUCCUUGGAGAUCUCUUUCUAUGGGUGAUAGAGAACUGGGCAGGUGGCAUGCCGAUUGCCCUGUUUUCCGACCUGGUGUCUAUCCUGACUGUCCACAUUUACUCCUUCUACAUUGCAUCGGCGCGGAUAUUCAACUGGCAACUGACCAUUAUCAUCUCGCUUUUCCAUCUCUUCCGCGGCAAGAAGCGAAAUGUGCUCCGCAACCGUAUCGACUCGUGCGAUUAUGAUCUCGAUCAGCUGUUGCUGGGCACCAUACUGUUCACUGUCCUUUUCUUCCUCCUGCCAACUGUGAUCGUCUUUUACCUCGCCUUCGCAAGUGCGCGAAUGUUGAUCAUCUCACUGAAAGCAGCGCUUGACACCUGCCUAGCCUUCUUGAAUCACUUCCCGCUCUUUGCACUGAUGCUACGAGUCAAAGACUCGCGACGAUUACCUGGCGGGAUCCGUUUCGAACUCCGGCAAGAGCACGACAAGUCUCCUGCAACCGGCAAGUCCACGACUAGCGUACCGUAUAUCCAUUUCGAGUCCAUUCCGCUCGCGCUUCGUGCCAUGUUCGACCAGUACUUCCAAUUGGGCCAUCGUCUCCGGAAACACUACCUCGCCCCGCGGGUCAUCUUCUGCCUCGUCACCGGCCGCUUCGUGCCUCCUAUCCACCGUCGCAACCUCUACGGCAUGCAGUACAGCAUGCUCCCCGCGCGCCGUGCUACCAUGAUGGAGGUGUGGUCCAUGUUGACACAGCCCCGCAAGACUAGUAGUGGAGGCAGCAGCUCCUCAUCGAUGGGUGGCGGGAUUGGCACGGCGGCGAAUGGGAUCCUGAAGGUUCCGGGGACCUUCGGACAAGGGGAUCUGCGGAGAAGAGGCCAUCGAUGA
Molecule: messenger RNA, 4965 nt
Organism: Aspergillus fijiensis CBS 313.89
Lineage: Eukaryota; Fungi; Ascomycota; Eurotiomycetes; Eurotiales; Aspergillaceae
Product: mismatch repair ATPase MSH2
Exons: 6
Coding region: 1-4965 (1654 amino acids)
Biological process (GO): mismatch repair; GPI anchor biosynthetic process; mitotic recombination
Cellular component (GO): nucleus; membrane; MutSalpha complex
Molecular function (GO): mismatched DNA binding; ATP-dependent DNA damage sensor activity; ATP binding
Source: RefSeq, a predicted model, not a curated record